CGAAGUAAGAAUCAUACUAACAAAAGCUAAGUCUAGAACAAGAGCACACGAAUUCAAUCAACAUGGCCAAUCCUAGUAAUUGGCCAUCUCUUCUUAUGUUGGUUCUGGCCUUGUACGCCAUUGCUGCUCAUACAAGUGCUCAGUACACAUACUCUCCACCAUCACCACCACCAUACGUCUACAAUUAUCCAUCACCACCUCCUCCUUACGUAUAUAACUCUCCACCAUAUACUCCAUAUGUUUACAAGUCUCCACCACCCCCACCUUACGUCUAUAGCUCCCCACCACCUCCUCCAUAUGUUUACAAAUCCCCACCACCACCUCCUUAUGUCUACAGCUCCCCACCACCUCCUCCAUAUGUUUACAAGUCUCCACCACCCCCGCCUUACGUCUAUAGCUCCCCACCACCUCCUCCAUAUGUUUACAAGUCCCCACCACCACCUCCUUAUGUCUACAGCUCGCCACCACCUCUUCCAUAUGUUUACAAGUCUCCACCACCCCCGCCUUACGUCUAUAGCUCUCCACCACCUCCUCCAUAUGUUUACAAGUCUCCACCACCACCUCCUUACGUAUACAGCUCCCCACCACCUCCUCCAUAUGUUUACAAGUCUCCAAUACCACCUCCUUACGUCUAUAGCUCCCCACCACCUCCUCCAUAUGUUUACAAAUCCCCACCACCACCUCCUUAUGUCUACAGCUCGCCACCACCUCCUCCAUAUGUUUACAAGUCUCCACCACCCCCGCCUUACUUAGACGCUUUCAUAAACUUUUGUAAACAAAUAUUCUAG
Camelina sativa (false flax) is the source of this 788-nucleotide messenger RNA. The record is from RefSeq and is a predicted model, not a curated record. NCBI's taxonomy places the organism in Eukaryota, Viridiplantae, Streptophyta, Magnoliopsida, Brassicales, Brassicaceae.